CUCUCUCUCUCUCUCUCUCUCUCUCUCUCUCUCUCUCUCUCUCUCUCUCUCUCUCUCUCUCUCCCUGCUCUCUCUCUGUCUGCCUCUCUCUCUCUCACCAGUGUCACUUUCAAGUCUGAGAUCCAUGUGGCUACUUCACCGGCACGUUUAUCGUCACCAGAGGGGCUAGGGGAUAAAAGGGGAGUUCGGAAAAAAGAGGACAAAACAGCGCUCCACAGUCAGCACAUGGGCAGAACAUUUAGUACCCUGGAUGAUAUGAGAUGAGAGGGGUGGGCUUGCAAAAGAAGGAAUAAGACGCGGUUUCUAAUUUACCGACUGAAUUUGUAGCCGGUCACCUGUGUUUUGGGGACUGCACAAAAAAAGAAUCGCAAGUGUUACCGGGUGAGGCCCAUAUGCAGAAAUGACCACUGAUCAGGAUCUACCUAUGGACGGCCAGUCGGCCACAGCUGUGUUUGCUGCAAAGGGAAUUGAUGUAACAGUUCACAAAGACAAAGGAGUUAUCAAGGUUGUGAAGCGCCCCGGUCUGGGUGGAGACCGGCCGAUGAUUGGGGACAGAGUGACUGUUCACUACACUGGGAAACUUCUCACUGGCAAGAAAUUCGACUGCAGUUGGGACCGCAAAGAACCUAUUUGUUUCAAUGUAGGCAAAGGGCAGGUCCUCAAGGCCUGGGAUGUUGGUGUGUUGUCCAUGCAGAGAGGAGAGCUGUGCACAUUACUCUGCAAACCUGAUUAUGCUUACGGAACUGCUGGUAAUCCUGACAAGAUUCCUCCAAAUUCUCCAGUAGUAUUUGAGAUGGAGCUGCUGAAGUUUGAAGGAGAGGUGCUAACGGACGACGGUGGCAUCAUAAGAAGAAUAAAGGUCAAAGGGGACGGUUACACUAAUCCAAAUGACGGUGCAAGCGUUGACGUGCACCUGGAGGGCAGGUGUGGAGGUCAUUUGUUUGACUGCAGAGAUGUCAGCUUCAUUGUGGGUGAAGCUGAAGAUAAAGGUGUUCCUCUCGGAGUGGACCGGGCCAUGGACAAAAUGCAGAAAGGAGAAUGCUGUGUACUUUACUUACAACCAAAGUAUGGCUUUGGAAGCGAAGGUAAACCAGAGUACAAAAUUGGACCAGACCAAGAAAUCAUAUAUGAAGUAACCCUCAAAGACUUUAAAAGGGUGAAAGAAUCCUGGGAAAUGGACUUGAAUGAAAAGCUGACUUUGGCGACUGGAGUUAAGCAUAAAGGGAAUCAUUAUUUUAAGGCAGGGCAGUAUCACCAGGCUGUCAUCCAGUAUCAGCGCAUUGUUUCCUGGCUAGAAAUGGAAUGUGGCACUGGGAUGGAGCAGCAGAAGAGGAUACAGGACUUUGUUUUGACAUCACACCUCAAUUUAGCACUGUGUUUCCUGAGGAUAAAAGAGUUCUCACAAGUAGUUGAGAACUGCAACAAGGUGAUUGAGCUGGAAGAAAACAAUGAAAAGGCUUUGUAUCGUCGAGGGGAAGCACGGCUUCUUAGAAACGAGUUCAGCAUGGCCUUGGCAGACUUUCAGCAAGUGCUCCAAGUCAACCCCUCAAACCGAGCAGCUCGCGCCCAGAUUUCCAUCUGCCAGAGCAAGAUUAAGGAACAUCAUGAGCAGGACAAGAAGACCUAUGCCAACAUGUUCCAGAAAUUUGCUGAACGGGAUGCCAAGACUGGGAGGACGAAGAGGAGGCGGGAUGAAAGCACGAGGAGCAGCAUGAACGGUGAAAUGGGCACUAAGCGACGGCGGAGGAGUCAAGACUGUCCUUCUUAUUAAGACAUUUUGAAAGGGAGAAAAGAAAAGCCUCUCCAGGAACUAAGUCGUACAAAGGCCUGGAACCUGAAUCUCUUUCUCUCAGUACAACUUUACCAUUCCUGCAUAUAAAGCAGAGUUUGAGCAGGGACAUUUGCAAACCGAACAGCAUUUCCCCUGUCACACACAACUGUGCAACUGCCAGGACUAAACUUCCAGUGGAUUCAGGUCUGCAGGUUCAGUGAGCUGAGGUCACUGAACACUUCAAGCCCCAGCUUUUAUUUUAAAGACAUUAUAAUUUAUUUUUUCAAAAACACAGAGAAAUUCCAUUUUUGUUGUCAUCAGGCUACUGUGUAGAGCUGAGAUGUGCCUCCACAGUGUGUUUCUAAUUCCAAAACUGUAGUCUGACUUGUAUUUUGUAUUAAGCAUUUUCUUGGGCAGCUGCAUGCAUGUGUCAUGAGGUGUUUGGGAUUCAGACUUGAAACUUUGCUAUUUUUUUCAUGUGCAAUAUGUACUUUGUACCAAGUCCUGUUAGCUAAGUGGUAUUUUUUUUUUACAAAAACAAGCAUAAGUAUAAAAAAUAAAUCAUCUAUGAUUUAGCUUCGGUUCAUAAAAAACAAUACAGGGAAAUACAGAAAAUAGAGCAACACAAAUCCAGGGUUCACAAUAAAUCAAUUCUCCUUCAAAUGUAAUUUUUCAAUAGUGUUAUAAAUCACUAAAAUAAACCUGAGGUUGCCAAUUAGCAGACACCAGAGGCAAAGAGAUGAAUGUGACAACAAUCACAAACUUCAGGCCAAUUCUGACAGAUUCACAUGUAACUUUAUGAGUCUGUUUCAAGUAACCACUGAGUUAAUGUGAGACUAACACGUGACAGUGAACUAAGAUGUAUUAUUCCAAACAGUGUUUGAAAAAACACUUGGCAGAACCUCAACUGUGGUAAGGAGAGAAGUAAAAAUCAAAUAUAGUCCUUGUUUUGAGGAAAGAUGAGACAUGUUUUAUUGAUAAGGAGCAGACCACUGUCAUGCAGUAAAUUAUCAAUCAGUGGAGAAAUGCAUGAUGGGUCAAGAAUGAUUUGCUGAAGGUUUGUGUCUUAUUAAUAAGCGAUAUCACAGUACAGACAUUUAUUAUCAGAAGCUAGCUUGAUAACAUCCUUUUCAUGGACUUACUUUUAGUUUAAUCAAGUGGCAGCUGCAAAAAAAAAAACGUUAAAGAAAUAUAUUUAAAGAUAAAUGUAUCUGCGCCUCAGCUUUGGUGGAUUCUAGUGACUCACAACUUUCUUCUUCUGUUGCACUUUUUCUACAUUUAUCUAUCAGCUAAUUGCAUCAUCAGCAUAUCGGCACAAUCUUCAGCACACACAACUUUUAUUCAACUGUUGAAAACAUGCAGAAUCAUUUUACAGGCUGUCAGAAAACUAUGGUUGAAAUUUUCUACCAAGGAAAGUUUUGAUCAUAUCAUCCUGUUCCCACCUUUGUAUCAGACAGAGCAGAUGUGCUUCAGUAUAUCGGACUCUGUGAGCACAAGAGGGAAAGGGACUCUUCACUGAAAAUGAAGCUUAAUAAUCCUCAGAACCACACAUUUCUGCGAUUGUCUCAUAAGAAAACCUUGAUCUUUCAGCUCUGGUCAUGUGAUCAACUUUACAUCUGAAUAGAUCUUCUUGCCUCAGUCCAGAACAGACGUGUCCUUAUUUCACUGCAUCUUUUUUUGUUUGUUUGUUUUGAUAUGUGUGAAUGUUAUUGGAUAGUGGACAAAGCUGCACUUACAUGACUGUCAAACCAACACUGUUAUCUUUUCACAACAUGUCGGGAUGAAAUCUUGACAACAAUCUUGAGAUGUUUUAAAAACAUUUGUUGGUUCAGAAUGAAAACCUCAGCUGUCUUAAAUAUAUAUUGUGUAAAAAAAAUCAACUGUGUGUGUGUGUGCGUGUGUAUGUGUGUGUGUGUGUGUGUGCGCGUGUUAAUAUACUGUACAUUGUUAUAUGUUAGCAAGGUUUUUAAACAGCUUGUUGCUAAGUGUUUUUGAGUACUGCUAGCCCUGAACAGUCAAACUUUUUGUACAGUGGUUAUGAGCAUGAAGAACUUUUUUCUAGAAGUUAUUAAAUUGUAUUUAAAAAAUACUAAAUAGUUAUCCCCUUUGAAAAGUGCAAAAAGGUUUCCUGGCAUUCAUAAAUGAAAAAAACUUGAACCGUGCAAACAGGAGGAAUGAUACUGAUGUUAAGAAAUAACCAUUAAUUGUUGGCAGGUAACCAAAUUGAAACUACUUUUAUCACAGGUGUUUUGUCAUUUAAAAUGUUUACAUUUGUUCAAAAGACUUUUGCAUUGUAAAACAAAAUGUUAUCAAAAUUUUAAAUUUGCAUAAUGCUAAAGACAUUUUUCAAACAAAAAAAUGUGAGGUACCUUUGUUCAUGUUCUUUCUGUUUUUUUUUUAUAUUUCUUUUGCACUUUGAAGCAUUAAAUAAAUCCAAGAGGUUGCAUUGAAAAAUAAUUGUUGUUGUUGAAGCUUCAGGUCAAUUUCUCAAGGUAUUGUUACAUUGACAGGUUUGCUUUUGACACAAGCAUAGGGAUAUAAUCAUAAAAGUAUUAAAGUAUUAGUUUAGAUAAAUAUUGUUUAAGUAAUCUUCCGAUUGUGGCUACAUUUUGCUCAUUGUGAGUCAGAAAUCCACCACGGAAACCAGCGUAUUAACCAGUUUUGGGUUUUGACAUUGCAGAUUAAUAACCUGAAUCAGAUUAAAAUGUUUACACUGAUA
Messenger RNA from Notolabrus celidotus (New Zealand spotty), 4490 nucleotides. It is a transcript of the gene fkbp5, whose product is annotated as FKBP prolyl isomerase 5. The record is from RefSeq and is a predicted model, not a curated record. NCBI's taxonomy places the organism in Eukaryota, Metazoa, Chordata, Actinopteri, Labriformes, Labridae. The coding region runs from base 401 to 1771 and encodes 456 amino acids. Gene Ontology annotation, molecular function: protein binding; peptidyl-prolyl cis-trans isomerase activity. The transcript has 11 exons.